AUGAAAGAUGAGAAUCCAGAAAUACUUCUUGUGCACUGUGUUAUUCAUAGAGAGAACUUAGUACCCAAAAAUAUGUCUCCUUUUCGCAAUGAGGUACUAAAAUCAAUUAUAAAAUGUAUUAUUGCUAUCAAAGCUGCUAAUGCCAAAUGUGAGCGUCUUUUCAAGCAGUUUUGUGAAAAUGCAGACUAUGUGAGACUUUUAUCUCACGCUGAGGUAAGGUGGCUCUCAAAGGGGAAUUGCUUGAAAAGAUUUAUGGAACUAUUUGAUGUUAUUAGUGACUUUUUAAGUGACAAACCUGAAAUGAAGCACCUGCUAACCGUUGAUGGUAAAGCAUUUGUAAGUUAUUUAACGGAUAUCUUUGAAAAACUGAAUAUGUUAAAUAAGAAACUUCAAGUAUCAAAUAAAACUCUUAUUGAUGCAAAGACGAAGAUAUUUAGCUUUGUUACAUUCAUUGAGUUCUCUAUUAUAUGUUUGUUGUGUCUUGCUCGACACAGUUCUGUGUGGUAUUAUGACGACGUACUUCGUCGUCAGCCCGACUGGCCCGACUGGUCCGGACUGCUAUCGUAUGUGUAG
Messenger RNA from Octopus sinensis (East Asian common octopus), 573 nucleotides. RefSeq names its product SCAN domain-containing protein 3-like. The record is from RefSeq and is a predicted model, not a curated record. Bases 1 to 573 code for a protein of 190 amino acids. Lineage: Eukaryota; Metazoa; Mollusca; Cephalopoda; Octopoda; Octopodidae. The transcript is spliced from 3 exons.